This is a messenger RNA of Trachymyrmex septentrionalis, 3146 nucleotides long. Its product is annotated as protein zntB-like. The record is from RefSeq and is a predicted model, not a curated record. The transcript has 4 exons. Lineage: Eukaryota; Metazoa; Arthropoda; Insecta; Hymenoptera; Formicidae. Gene Ontology annotation, cellular component: plasma membrane. Gene Ontology annotation, molecular function: zinc ion transmembrane transporter activity. Gene Ontology annotation, biological process: zinc ion transmembrane transport. The coding region runs from base 733 to 2376 and encodes 547 amino acids.
GCCACUGAAUGGGAGACGAUCAGUCGUGGUGCAGGUGCCAGAAAGAGUAUGCGCGCUAGCGAGUGAUCGUUGGACGAGGACGAGCGUAGCGGUUGCGGGAGUGGGCAGGAAACGGUUCGGUACGGGCUAUGUAAGACGACGAGGCGGCGGCCGUGGGGUCCGAUCGAGCCGAGUUUCCAUCGAGACCGGAGUAGUGUCCGAUCGGCUGUCGCGGCGCGUGGAGGCUUUACGCCGUUUGUAAUCUGUUCGCCUCGUACGAUCGUAGGAUACGACUGAUCAACGGAGAACCCGAUCAGGGGAUUCGGACCGAAGUUUUGUUCCGCGGGUAGGUUACCGCGAACGUCUCGAUUAUCCACGCGAGAGAGAGAGAGAGAGAGAGAGAGAGAGAGAGAGAGAGAGAGAGAGAGAGAGAGAGAGAGUGUCUGAAUUGGAGAACGGAACGUCCUCGAUGAAAAGUGCAGGAUUGAGAUGAAUCCCGUCGUCGACAGGAACGCGCGAUUGAGAGAAGUAGUGAAGUGGUGACGAGGUAAAUUCUACCGCGACGUCGGUGUCUUGCGCGGAUUUCACUCCCGAAUAUUUUACUCGCGUGUGGUUGACGUGACCGUUCCGGUGAUCGAUCUUACUGGCUGGUCGGAAAAGAAUCCUCUCGGAGAAGAAGAAGAGAAGAAGCAAAGAUCGAAGUGCCUUUCCUCGUCGUAUUGUUAUCGUAUUGUUAAUUCAACGGCAUACGAAAUGGAGGACACGACGUCCGGAGGACAAGAUCCGUCCAAUAUCCUUUUGAUGUCGAAGAUCGGCGCGAUGGUCGGUCUUGGCUUUGGUUCCCUCGCACUGGGAACGCUGCCAUUGAUGGUGGGACGUUACAGAGCCAAGAAGCAACUUCGUCAGAAACGCCACCAGAAACGUCGCCAGGCGAUGUCUUCCAAUUCUAACACUUCCACGUCCACUUCAACAUCCGACGCUUCCCCGCCGCACGUUGAUUCGGCCUCCGCGGCGAAUAAGCAAGGUCUCUUGACGUCGCUCUUGCUCUGCUUCGGCGGCGGCGUGCUCCUGUUCACGACGUUCAUACAUCUGGCACCGGAAGUUCGCGCUAGCGUAGAGACACAUCAGUCGAAUAAACAACUGCCCGAUUUGGGCUCCCUCGGUCUGGCUGAGCUGCUUUUCUGCGGUGGUUUCUUCCUCGUUUAUUUGGUCGAGGAAGCUGUGCAUGCCGCCCUUACCGGCAAACCCGAGUCUUCGGAAGCAUUACUUUACCGAACAGUGUCGGUGCGUAGAUGCAACAACAAUCAGACAGGUCCAUCAAGUUCGUCGGUGAUGUCGAACGGCUCGAUCACCACCGUGUCCACGACGACCAAGUCCACCGCGUGGAAGGACACCGAUGAUACCGGGGACAGCAAAGAUCCGGCAAACCGGCUGAAACUCCAGCUCGAUGAUUCUCAUCGCGAUCAAGCAGGCAAGGACGACAAAGUGCUGCCGCCUAUAUUCGUCCUGCCUGUCGCGUUAUCGAACGAAGAACGUAAGGUUGUUCGGAGGCAUUCUGAUCUGGAAUUAGCAAUUCCGGAACUAAACUACCCGAUCAAUCAUCAUCAUUCCCAUGAUCAUCAUCAUCAUCAUCAUCAUCAUCAGCACGGCACGAUGCAAAACACCUCAAUACAAGGACUACUGACUGUGCUCGCAUUAUCCUUUCACGCGAUAUUCGAAGGUUUGGCGGUGGGUCUGGAACCAUCUAUCAGUUCAGUCGCAUAUCUGGCAGCCGCUAUCGCGACCCACAAACUGGUGAUCGCCUUCUGCGUCGGAAUGGAGCUCUACGUGGCCGGCGCGUCGACCAAGACCACCCUCGGCUACCUGUUAAUCUUUGCCAUGGUUACACCGAUCGGGAUCGCCGUGGGACUCGUCCUCGCGCACUUCAAGAACGACAGCGAGAAUUUGGGACCCACACCCACCAUCCUCCAGGGCAUGGCGGCUGGUACCCUACUUUACGUGGUAUUCUUCGAGGUGCUGGCGCGGGAGAGGGCAAACGAGAAGAGCGGCUUGCUGCAGCUAGUCGCAAUCAUUAUUGGCUUCACGCUGAUGCUGGGUCUACAGAUCGCCACUGCCCAUUCCCACUCACAUGAUGGCAGCGGCCACGGACAUUCGCAUGGUGGCCAUGGACACUCGCACGAUUGCAAUUCGCCCAACCAUACGGAGGUAGAAGAGGAAGAUGAUCAUGAUCAUGAUCACAAUCACAAGCACGACGUAGUCACAGGGAUGAUCGACAAAGUAACCGACAGCAUCGCCGAGGUCCUCACCAAUGCCCUCUCGUCCUCGACGAUGCCGUCGACGACGGUACAGAGGAAUGAUAUAAAUGAGACCAGUCCAUUACAUCCUCAGCGCAGUUAGGGGACCGAUCUUUGGGUUCCCGUAAGUUCCGAUCUCCACGACUGAAUUCUCUUCAGCAAGAGAUUUCAGCGUAACAAAGAUCUCUCGGGAGACUCGAAGAUCUCGAGAUGGCAACGAUGCCUUUACUCAGGGGACUCUUUUCGCAUUUUUUUUUUAAUUAUUUAGUAAAGAAAAUGAAAUAUUAAAAUGAGAGGAAGAUCAGCGUUGACCUAAUUUCUUUUAAUGUGUGACUAUACACCGAUCAGAUGGACUUGUAGAUGGAUAUUUCUAAUGGACAUUGUGCAAAUAGCGGGAAACUCAUUAUGUUCGAUAAGACGGUGUCUUGCAUUGUUGCUUUAACUGAGAAACGGCGCGACGUACGGAACAAACUUUCAGGAUUUCCGAUCUUUUCGCUGACUUACUUCGCGACAAACAUCCUGAAGAAUUUCUCACACAAAAUCGCGAUCAGAAAAAAAAGCGUUCCCGCACCGAUAUAUCGUAUCCGAGUUUAUUUUUUUAGAUUACGUAAUAGAGAAUAAGUUAAGUCCGUAGUGCAUGAUUAUUUAAGUGCCUUCAAGACCUAGAUACUCUAGUAUCUAAAGUAUUUAUUGAUAGGAUAUGAAGGCGUUCUCCAGAGUUUAAAUAAUUCUUGAUAGCAAUACAAAAAAAAAAAGGGAUGCUGAGCAUUUUAUGGGAGCCAAUUCAAUUUCCUAAUUAUUCAACGAAUCCAAACAGGCCAUGCGCAUUUAUAGUAAGAACUUUUAAUAAAUUACCACAGAUAUUUUUUACAA